Messenger RNA from Meloidogyne enterolobii, 545 nucleotides. The record is from the annotation of a GenBank genome assembly. Lineage: Eukaryota; Metazoa; Nematoda; Chromadorea; Rhabditida; Meloidogynidae.
UUCCGGCACCUUUACGAGUUAUUUUUCUUGGACGACCCCGACCCCUUUUAGAAGAACUACAGAUUGGUAAAGCACAAGAGGAAUCAGAAUCAAUGUCAAGACUAACAAUGGACUCAUCGUCAAGACAACUAACGUUAGACUCAUCAAAUCUACUAACUUUUUCUGGACAAUCAGAUCGAAUCAUUGUUCUUGAGGACAAAAAGGGAGAAUCAUUUGAGGUUGAAGGAGAACCACCCAUAGCGGACAAAAAAGGGGAGUCAUUUCUAGAUGUUGUGGCAGCAACAUCCAUAGAGGACACACUCAACCCUAAUUGUGAAACACUAAAAACAUUACCAGAGGAUCCUGCGUGUCCAAAGUCCUAUAAUUAUGUUAUAAUUUAGAAAUGAAAAAAUUUUUAUUUUAGAAAAUAAUUAAGUUUAACAAAACAAAUUGCCCAAGAAAACGGUAUGGUUUAACUACUACAUAAGUAUUUGAAAAUAUAUAUUUCAUUUGAACGGUUUUUGACAGCCGAACCUCACUUAAAAAACUAAGUAAACAAUAGAUUC